GUGCGUUUUUAAAUAUAUCUAAUUAUAACAGAGGGUCCCAUUUGCGCCACGUACGCUUCUGACAUGUAAAUGAGUUCGGGUGAUUUCUCUCCCCCCUUUUUCGUGUUUUAGUCGUGUCACCUCAUCCCACUCAUGCAUUUCUGAUGUUCCGCCGUUAGAAGCUCAACUCACUAUUUCACGCCCGCAGAAAGUGCUCGAGCCCUUGACUCCAGAGAUCCGCCCUCGAUCGCCAAGGCCUUUUUUCUGACGCUUUUUUGCAGGUCCGAAACUCAUCUGAGACCUUAAAUGAGCCAGACUAAUAGGAUUGCCUUGGUCAAGCACUGUAGCAUCCGAGGAGCAUCUGUGAUCCGUGUAUGUGUGUGUGCUGUCCAAUCCAUCUUCGUAACCAACUUACCACAACGCUUUUGGAGAAAUUCCACUCUCACGGUAUAUUGGUUUGGAAAAUGUCCCUAAAGAAUUCCAGGUCAGGAUUUUCUGUCCGCGAUAUUUUAGACCUCCCGGACACGAACGAUGAGGGGUCGGCCACUGAAGACACUGAGGAUGAGGCGGAUGAAGGGCUUUCUGGAAAUCAGCAGCGCGCGUCCUCCGGGGAUGCGCUUUGGGUCGGAUCUCCAUGUGGCCACAAAUCAGUGCCAUCAGCAUCUCCAGAGGAUUUAACUCCAGAACUGUCCACGGAUGAGUCUGCUGAUCGGGACAGAGAGAGUUCAGAGGACGCGGGGAGAAAGCGCAAAAGGAGGAUCCUGUUUUCAAAGACUCAAACCUUUGAAUUGGAGAGGUGCUUCAGGCAACAGAGAUACUUAUCCGCGACUGAGAGAGAACAUCUAGCUAAGAUCUUACAUUUGACUCCAACGCAAGUGAAGAUUUGGUUCCAGAACCAUCGGUACAAAGUGAAACGAGCCCGGACUGAGAAAGGAAUGGACCCGUAUCUACUGUCUCCGCGCAGGGUUUCUGUUCCCGUUCUGCUGCGGGACGGAAGAGUGUGUCAUGUUCUCAGUCCACCGGACAUCACUGCCUUUAAUAUGAAGCAGUUCCCUCAAUUUCAACCCAGUCAUAACAUCUGCCCCAGGAUCAUGACACGUCUGCCAUCUGUCAGUCAUCUGGGCCACAUCCAGCCUUGGUCCUGAUGAAGAGGUGCACGGAAAGCUUUUACGCAGCGGAACUUUGAAAAUAAGAAUCUGUUUCGUCACUCCGUUAAAUUUCUACAAUGUCGAAAUAUCUUUUUUAAAUAAGUUUUUUAUGUUCUUAUGUUUUUUUCCCCGUUGAUUUAUUUUAUUUUCGAUGAAUCUGAAACACUGGGACUUGUUUAAAUGCUGUUUGUAGAUAUAUUUAUUGAUUUUUACAGUGUAUUGAUGAGUUUAAUUUUUUAGCAGUCAGUUUUCGUUAAAUGUCAAACGAUUACAAGUAGAUAACUGACAGUUUGAUAACGUUUAAUGCAAAAUAAUUCUUAGAAAUAGCAUCUUUAGUUUUUCUAUUUUAUUUGUAAACUGAAUCUAUUCUCACUAACCUGUAAUAAACCUUUUUCUCCUAAACUUAUACAUUUUUGUUUUUGUGCUGCAAGAAUGGUUGAAACCAUUUUCUCUGGAAAAAUGAAUAAAAUAAAACACACACACACACACACACACACACACACAAGUAUAAACAAUAUUCCUCGUCAUUACUUUGCGCUUUUAUGUGUUUUUGUUUUGGGCUCAACGCUCCUGUCUGCACCCUAUUAAGAAGACUCCUAGACUUUGAGUUGAUGGGGUGGUAUUGAUGCCCACCCACACCCUACAACUGCCCCAGUUCAAGACUGGUUGGGACAUUUUGUUAUUUAUUACCAUGUUCCCCCUGAUGAUAGACUGUCUGGACGUCUGGAAGUGAGCUAGAUUCUUCAGUGAAACUGUAAUUUUGUGUGUAUGAAAAUAAAAAAGAUAAAAUAAGUUUGUAAUAUGUGAUGUUGCAUAGUGUGUUAAUAAUAAAAAAUAAUAAAAAGUU
Carassius auratus (goldfish) is the source of this 1974-nucleotide messenger RNA. Its product is annotated as homeobox protein Nkx-2.2-like. The transcript has 2 exons. The record is from RefSeq and is a predicted model, not a curated record. Gene Ontology annotation, cellular component: nucleus. Gene Ontology annotation, molecular function: RNA polymerase II cis-regulatory region sequence-specific DNA binding; DNA-binding transcription factor activity, RNA polymerase II-specific. NCBI's taxonomy places the organism in Eukaryota, Metazoa, Chordata, Actinopteri, Cypriniformes, Cyprinidae. Gene Ontology annotation, biological process: regulation of transcription by RNA polymerase II; cell differentiation. The coding region runs from base 354 to 1124 and encodes 256 amino acids.